AUGCCUAGGUGGGAAUUUCUCAAUAAAAGGAAAGAUCCACUUCCUCCGCCUUCCAAAGACCAUGGCCAACCUCCACCGACGCCAUGGCGACCAUUUUAUUUACGGAGGCUGGUCAUAACCUGCUUCAUCUUCGCCACUUGUGCAAUAGUUGCAGCCCUUGAGGUAUUGAACCAUAUCUCACAAUCUCAGAACGGGCUCGCAUCUUCGGUCGAACGUCUUCACUAUGUCUGGACCUAUACACCAACCGCGAUCCUGACUAUCAUCAGCGCACUGUGGGCGCGUACGGAGUUUCAAGCCAAGCAAAAUGCGCCAUGGAGAUCGCUGCAGCAACCAGAAGAAGUCGACAAGAGUUUGCUUCUAGACUACGACAAUAUUCCGCCCGUCGCACUAUGGAAAUCGCUCAAACAUCGCCACUUCAUUGUUGCCGCAGGGAUCGCCUGUUCUCUACUAUUACAGCUUGCAAUUCUGUUCUCCACAAGUCUGCUCUCUCUGCAGAGAGUUCAUGUGCAAAAGUUGAACGUCCCUAUUCAACUAGCUGAUAUAUUUGAUGGAAACAACCCGGCGUUCAACGAUACCACUCUUAAAGUUAAAGCAUUCGACACACUCAAUCAGGUGCAGUUCGAGAAUCUGAUAUACCCAAGUGGCACCAAUGCAAAUUUGGCCUUUCAGAGCUUCAGUAACCCGAGUGCUUCGGGAGUCUCGGCCAUACAUGCCCCGAUACGAGCCAUGGAAGCAGAUCUAGAAUGCGAACAUGCUACGCUAGUAGUGGAUCAGUGGGAGGUAGCAAGAUCCAACGAUACAUGGGGCGGCAAUACUUUCGACUUUUUAAACAACAGAAUCACGACGCCUUCCUGCACUAUCUUCAAUCUGACAGGUCUUGAUAACUUCUCAACAAAGGGUUGGAACCCCUAUAAAGCAAUGAUGUAUUCUGUAACCUGUGAAAACUCGACCGACACGGAUCGAAGCCGCAUAUUGGUAUUUGCGACGCAUUACCAUCUUGGAAGAAUGCUUGAAAACCAUACAUCUCACCCUUCCACAUUUUGGACACAUAGGUACGAGAUUGUCCUCGACAACUCAGUUCAAAUGUUCUGCAAGCCCCGCUUUUCCCUUGUCAACAUGGAAGCCACAUCCAAUUUGAGUCAGUUGGAAACUGCACCGGUCCUCAAGAGAAUUGGAACAGAAAAGCCAGAUUUUACGAAUCCCACUGCCUGGGAUAUAUCUGAUCAAGUGAUGCAAGGGUCUGCUUGGGGGAAUGCAGUUAAUCGACCCAUUGCUGCGCACCCUGCAUUUUUGGAUAACGACAUCGAACCCCCAGAGGUAGAUAUUGAUUCCUCGAUACAACCACAAGUGCCUAUUGAUUACACAAUCCAGCUUGGCACAUGGAUUGCCGGAAAAACUGGUUCUGCACAAGUGUUAUUACAAGAUGGCGUGCUUGAGGAAGUGGCCUCGACUUUUUAUCGUUCAAUGGCUGCCCAGGUCAUACAUGGCGGUCUUAGGAAACAAAAGGUCACACAGACCAAUGGCUCCAUUAUAGUCGAGGAUAACCGUGUGUUGGUGAUGCAGUCGCCACUGCGGGUACUUGAAGUUUGUUUGGUGAUAUCGGCUCUGAUAGCAGUUGCCAUGGUUCUGCUGCGGCCGAAUGAUGGGAAUCUUUCUCAAAACCCGAGCAACAUAUCAACCAUUGCCAACAUCAUGAGUAAUAGUCAGAUACUCCGACGAUCUCUCGGCGGGACCGGCGCCUCGACUCUCGAAGUCUUGAAGGAGAGGACCAGUGAAAAUAAGUACUUCUUGCGGAAUCAUCGACAAGGGGCCUCGAUUGAAGCUGAUGGGGAUGAGUCAUACGUCAAUUCUCGCGGUAAAUAUGCUACUCAGAAUUCAGGCUGCACCCGUCAGCCCAAUUUGUUUUGGAAGCCAUUUCCGAACAUUUGGUCUCGAAUACCUAUCUUUUGUGUGAUAACAGGGGUCAUCAUAGCCCUCGAGACUCUUCUACAUAUUUCUCAAAAGAACCAUGGACUAGGCAAGGCUUCUGAUAAUGGCACAAUCCAUUACCUUUGGACAACUGUUCCUUCCUUGGUCAUGAUGGUGAUAGGUCUGUCAAUCGGAAGCCUGGAAUCUAAUGCAAGGAUUCUUGCACCCUAUGUCGGCUUGCAGAAAGCUCAAGGUAUCGAUUUUGAUGUUCUGGCAACAAACUUUCUCGACGCCUUGCGUAUAACAAAUCUUUUCCGGGCGGUCCGAACCGGAAAUUUCGCGGUUUUUUCAUCGACAUUGGCAACAUUAGUUGCUUCGUUUCUUACGAUCGUGACUAGUGGUCUCUUUUCAGCGGUCGAAGUGCCCCAGAUCCUCAAUUCAAACUUCACGCAGGAGACCCUCUUCAAAUCGCCUAAUGUUUCUGCUCUCCUGGCAGAUACACCUGCCUUCAUUACUGCGGACUAUAUUCUCAAUGACAACCUCAGCUAUCCCGAAUGGACCUUUGAAGACCUAGUUUUCCCCGAGUUGUCCUUUCCUGAAUAUUCAGAUUGGACCGCGAAUGAAGAUCUGUAUGCGGAUGUCCGCAUCCCAGCUAUCAGGGGAUCUUCGGAUUGUACUUUUGCAACUGGAAAAGCGCUGAACUACACGCUGAAAAGCCUCAAAGGAGAAUUUCCGGGAUUCUCUACAUAUACUUCCCAGGGCCUAGCAGACGGCUCUGGUGGGCCAUGGCUGAGCCUGUUUAACAUCCACUUCUAUCCGCCCAACCACGAUUGCCCUGUUCCCGGCGCGAAUUCUACAUUUCUCACUAACGACGAUGCGUAUUACAACAUUGAUUUUCCCGAGGACGGUUAUUUCGGACAGACGUUUCCAAUAUUUUGUUUUGGGACCGGCGAGGCUACCCAAUCUCGCCUUACGAUGUAUGUGUGGGGGUACUUUGAGAAUUUGACUAUGCAUCAUAUAAGUUCAAUGACUUGUGCUGGCAAGAUCGAAUCUGUCGAUACCAUUACUCGUUUCAAACUCCCCGGCUUUGAUAUACCCUCGGACCACCCACCGAUACCCGACGAGUCUUCUGUCAACCCUCUUCCGCAUUUCAAUGGAGUCUGGGAUAUCUACAAUUUGGAUACUCUGACUAGUUACUAUAUAGAUAAAGAUCUCACAAAGGAAGAUAUUAGAAUCGACAAUGUCUUUAGCUCAUUGCUGAAUGGACGCUACAAAGUCCCGAAGGAGUUUCUCCGCGAACCUCAAUACGAUGCGAAGGUCCGGGAGGCAAUCAAGCGCCAGGAGAGGAUUGUGAGGGCACAGCCGCUUAAAGCAUACGCUCGUUUGGCUGCAAAUGGGACACUGGACAACAAACCUAUUUCUGGCAACUUGACCGUGCCGAAAAAUCUCCGCGUUCAGCAAGAUGAAAUCUCGACCAGAGUACUUGAAGUAAUGCUAGGGCUGGUCCUUAUCUUUGGUAUUCUAGGAUCGGUGCUCAUGAAUACAGAUCAUGUCUUGCCGAAGAAUCCAAUGAGUAUUGCGGCGGUUGGGAGCUUGUUGGCGGACUCGAACUUUCUGCAUCUUUAUCGCUUUACAGAACAAAAUCCAAACUAUAGACUGCUUCGUGGCUGCCGAGUGCAUCUUGGUUGGUUGGGUGACGAAUCUUCGUCAGAAGGCUCGUCGGACCCGGACGAAUCGAAAGAAGGUCUCUAUUUUACGAUAUACAUGAAGACAGACAAGACAGAGAAGACAGAGAAGGCUGGGGAGGAUUCUCGAAUUGGCGAAUUGCGGAGUAAUUCCUUGCAGCAAGAUAGGGCAAACUCAGGGGAAGGUGCAUGGAUCUAG
Molecule: messenger RNA, 3792 nt
Organism: Penicillium waksmanii
Lineage: Eukaryota; Fungi; Ascomycota; Eurotiomycetes; Eurotiales; Aspergillaceae
Product: DUF3433 domain-containing protein
Exons: 1
Coding region: 1-3792 (1263 amino acids)
Source: RefSeq, a predicted model, not a curated record